Letharia columbiana is the source of this 888-nucleotide messenger RNA. RefSeq lists its product as uncharacterized. Gene Ontology annotation, molecular function: urate oxidase activity. Gene Ontology annotation, biological process: urate catabolic process; purine nucleobase catabolic process. Bases 1 to 888 code for a protein of 295 amino acids. Gene Ontology annotation, cellular component: peroxisome. The transcript has 3 exons. NCBI's taxonomy places the organism in Eukaryota, Fungi, Ascomycota, Lecanoromycetes, Lecanorales, Parmeliaceae. The record is from RefSeq and is a predicted model, not a curated record.
AUGCCUCAAGUUUCCGCAGCCCAGUAUGGCAAAGACAACAUCCGGGUCUACAAAGUCCAUAAGGAUGCAAAGACGGGGACCCAGACAGUGGUAGAGAUGACAGUAUGCGUGCUCCUCAAAGGAGAUAUCGAGACUUCAUACACAAAAGCAGACAACAGCGUUGUCGUAGCAACAGACACCAUGAAGAACACCGUCUACAUCAUGGCCAAGCAGCAUCCUGUCACGCCGCCCGAGCUUUUCGGAGCAAUCGUUGCUUCCCAUUUCGUUGAGAAGUACAAGCACAUCCAUUCCGCCUGGGUCAAGGUUGUCACCCACCGAUGGACUCGAUUGACCGUAGGAGGCGAGCCUCACCCGCACUCUUUCUUCCGUGAUGGCUCGGAGACCAGGAAUGUCGAGGCGACAGCGGACGAAGGCAAGGGUAUCAGUAUUCGUUCUGCCAUUGCGGGGCUUUUGGUGCUCAAAAGUACCGGGUCAGCAUUCCACAGCUUUUACAAGGAUGAGUAUACGACCCUACCGGACGUUUACAACCGAAUCUUGAGCACCGAAGUCGACUGCGGAUGGACCUGGAGCACCUUCCGCAGUGUUGCGGAGGUGCAUUCUGCAGUUCCCAAAUUUGACAAGGCGUGGGAGUCCGCUCGAACCAUCACCCUCGAAACCUUCGCAAAGGAAAGUAGUCCGAGCGUUCAGAACACCUUGUAUAAGAUGUGUGAGCAGAUCCUGGAAGCCGUGUCCGAAGUCGAAGCCGUGGACUACUCCCUUCCGAACAAGCACUACUUCGAAAUAGACCUGAGUUGGCACAAGGGGCUGAAGAAUACCGGCAAAGAUGCCGAAGUAUACGCACCUCAAUCUGACCCCAACGGCCUGAUCCAGUGUACCGUCACGCGGUAG